Messenger RNA from Medicago truncatula (barrel medic), 1319 nucleotides. RefSeq names its product UPF0481 protein At3g47200. The coding region runs from base 1 to 1287 and encodes 428 amino acids. Lineage: Eukaryota; Viridiplantae; Streptophyta; Magnoliopsida; Fabales; Fabaceae. The record is from RefSeq and is a predicted model, not a curated record. The transcript has a single exon.
AUGGAGAUAGAAUCUUCUGCUGAUUGUGAUAUCCAACAUAUACUUAACAUCUCUGAAAUUAUAGAGCCUUCACUUUGGCCUCAAUGCUGCAUAUACAAGGUUCCUACUACUUUGUUGAAGGUGAAGGAUGAAGCAUAUACACCUCUGCUGAUAUCCAUUGGUCCUAUCCACCAUAACAACAACAAAAAACUUGAGGAAAUGCAAGAAUACAAACAUAGGUAUUUUCAUUAUUUCUGGAAUCGUUUGGACAGCAAAAAUGAUUUGAUGAACUACAAAGAAUUUCUUCAACAAGAAGAUCAGAAUAUACGCCGAUGUUACCAAAAGAAGUUCUAUGAUAUCAGCAAUGAACAAAUGGUUGAUAUGAUACUGUUGGAUUCUGUCUUCAUCAUGGAGUUAUUUUUAAGAGAAAACAAAAAAUGGGAACACAAAGAUGAUUAUAUUAUAACUCAACUUUGUGUGAGUAGAAGUAUUCAAAGGGAUUUGUUGCUUAUUGAGAAUCAACUUCCAAUGUAUGUCUUGGAGAAACUCUAUGGCACAGUUGUUCCAAACAAUGUCAAAAACCACAAUCUGUUUACCAUGCUAGCACAUGACUAUUUUGCUUCUUGCUACCCUCAUCACCAAGAGUCAUCAAAAAGAAUGUUUGAGGAAAAAAAUUGGGAGAAAUCAUUUCAUUUUACUGAUUUGAUUAGGUCUUCUUAUCUCCCAAUGAAGCUAAGCAAUCAACAUAUUGAUUCUCAAAGAAAAUGUUUGAAGCCAAGGACUGCAACAAAGCUUAAACAAGUUGGCAUAAGCUUUCAGAAAGUUCACAACCGAUGCUUACUUGACAUUAAAUUUCAGAAAAAGCCCUUUUUCAGUUGGUUUCUUUGUUUAGGUUGUUUACCAUGUUUCAAAGCUAAAUUUCUAUUCCCUCAAUUGAAAGUGGACCAUACAACCGAAUGUGUUCUUAGGAACCUCAUGGCUUUUGAGCAAUGUCACUAUCCAGACGAGCCCUAUAUUUGUAACUAUGUUUCUUUUCUUGAUUCUCUUAUUCACACCAAAGAUGAUGCAGAGUUGUUGGUCGAGAAAGAAGUGAUUGUGCACGAACUAGGAAGUGACGAGGAAUUGGCGAAUCUUGUUAACGGUCUAUGCAAACAUAUUGUGAUGAAUUCAUCGUGUUAUUUCCAACUUAUGGAGGAUCUUGAUGAACAUUGGAGAACUGCUAGGGGUAAAUUAAGGAGAAGCUUUUCUAAAAUAGCUUGGAUCGCAACUCUAAUAUUCCGCGUCUUUCAACUUUUGUUGCGUCGUUGAUUAGAUAUAAUGUUUUAGUUUAUAUAUCAUUG